Molecule: messenger RNA, 1530 nt
Organism: Gaeumannomyces tritici R3-111a-1
Lineage: Eukaryota; Fungi; Ascomycota; Sordariomycetes; Magnaporthales; Magnaporthaceae
Product: tRNA (uridine-2'-O-)-methyltransferase TRM7
Exons: 2
Coding region: 153-1391 (412 amino acids)
Biological process (GO): cytoplasmic translation; tRNA methylation
Cellular component (GO): cytoplasm
Molecular function (GO): tRNA methyltransferase activity
Source: RefSeq, a predicted model, not a curated record
GUUGACUCGAACAGGGGAUGAAGGGGGAGAAACGACGACGGCGACGACGACAGCGACGGUGACUGAAAUCGAAACUGCCUGUAGCCAAAAAUUAAAAACGGACAUAGCUAGUAUUUCGCCGUCUACUUUGAUCCCCAGCACUGAAGGUACCAAUGGGGAAGUCCUCAAAAGAUAAGCGCGACGCCUAUUAUCGGCUAGCCAAGGAGCAAGGAUGGCGGGCAAGGAGCGCCUUCAAGCUCCUCCAACUGGACGAAGAGUUCAACCUGUUUGAUAAUGUCACCCGCGUGGUGGACCUGUGCGCCGCCCCGGGCAGCUGGUCGCAGGUCCUAUCCAGAGUCCUGAUCAAGGGCGAAAAGUUCGGCAGGACCUCAUGGCAGGACACCGACGUCAAGUUCCGGCGACAGAUGCUCCACUUGUUUGACGACCAGGACCCCAGCACCCAGGACGGCGACGGCCGACAUGCAGCAGCCGAGCCGGCCGCAUCGCAGCCCAAGCCCACCGCCGGGCCCCGGGCCGACGUCAAGAUCGUGUCCAUCGACCUGCAGCCCAUCAGCCCGCUGCCGGGCAUCGUGACGCUACGCGCCGACAUCACGCACCCGGCCACGGUGCCGCUGCUGCUCAAGGCCCUGGACCCGGACUACGACGCGGGCCAGCAGCAGGCGCCGUCGUCGUCGUCGUCGCGCCCCGUGGACCUGGUGCUCAGCGACGGCGCGCCCGACGUCACGGGCCUGCACGACCUCGACAUCUACGUGCAGUCGCAGCUGCUCUUCGCCGCCCUCAACCUGGCCCUGUGCGUGCUCCGGCCGGGCGGCAAGUUCGUGGCCAAGAUCUUCCGGGGCCGCAACGUGGACCUGCUGUACGCGCAGCUCAAGCUCUUCUUCUGCCGCGUCGUGGUCGCGAAGCCGCGCUCGUCCAGGGCCAGCAGCGUCGAGGCCUUCAUCGUCUGCAUGGGCUUCCGCCCCCCGGCGGGCUUCAGGGCCAGCCUGGACGAGCCCCUGGGCGUCGGCCACCGCCUCCCGACCGUGGCCGGUCGGAGCCGCCUCGAGGAGGCGCCCACCAUGGCCGAGGCGCCGCUGAUGCAGGACUGGAACGCGGGAGCGUGGAGCUCGAACCCCGCCGCCUCGAUGCUUCCCGAGGCCGGCGACGAGGGUAUCGUCGAGGUCGAGCUGGACGACCUCACCCCAGAGCCCAAGAAAGACGUCAGGUGGAUCGCGCCUUUUAUUGCCUGCGGCGACCUGUCCUCAUACGACUCCGACGCAUCGUAUCGCCUGCCCGAGGACCACGUCUCGUUGGAUCCGGUGCAGCCGCCCACGGCACCACCCUACAAACGGGCGCUGGAAAUGAGGAAGCUCGCCGGCGGUGCGUAUGGCAAGACUGGCGUCAAGGCAUGAGGGGCGCGUCUCUUGUGUAGCACGGCAAAGUGAAGCCUCUGUUAUAUAGUAAUAGCACCAAAGACUUAGCAUACUUCACAAAGCCUUGCCUGCAUUUCAUCACAACACUCGCGGCAUUUGGAGCGAGACGCUGGCCCCC